GAGGCUAACACAAGCGCUGUGCCCCGGAAGCUUGUUCGUGGGAGAGCAGGGGACGAUGGCUCAGAACCUGUACGGUCCAGGAGUCCGGAUGGGCAACUGGAACGAGGACGUCUACCUGGAGGAGGAGCUCAUGAAAGACUUCUUAGCAAAGAGGGACAAGGGACAACUUCUCAUACAGAGAAACAGAAGACUGAAAGAGAAUCUUUUGAGACCGAUGCAGCUUUCCAUAUCUGAAGACGGAUACAUUCGCUAUGGCGACAAAGUGAUGCUUGUGAAUCCUGACCACGCUGAGACAGAAGCUGAUCUGUUUCUGGGCGGGGACCUGAGCUUGUGUAUGACUCCAGAUGAAAUUAAAGCCCAUCUGAGUGACAAAUUAGAGGUGCCCUGUGGCCUGAGCGCAGCUCAAACCAAGAUCCCGGUUGGCAGAAAUACUUUUACCAUUUUGUGUGCAGCUGGAGAGGUCAUUGAUCAGGUCCUUAGAUACGGGCAGAACUUUCGCCUCGGGAUAGCAGGAGGAUUUGCAGACAGAAUGGCAAAUGCAAAAAUUCUUAUCAAUCACUGCCACACGAAUCGGGGGCUGGUGGCCCACAGGCAUCUUUUCUUAAGUACCUAUUUUGGAAAGGAAGCAGAGGUCGCUGCACACACAUAUCUGGAUUCACACAGAGUUGAAAAGCCAAAGAACCAUUGGAUGUUGGUGACUGGGAAUCCCAGGAAGGAUUCGUCCACCAUGUUGGACCUGCUUAAACCGCCGGCGGAGGACACCCGAGUCCUGGAGCAGGUGGCGGAGCCGGGGGCCAGGAACGCACCUGGCGCGCAUGCGUGCACUCAUCCGAUGUAGCUUUACAGGAAAUCUAUCUCGGUCAUGCCUCAAGCUAUUCUUAAGGAAGGCACAGAACUCUCCGAACAUUGUAUUAGAACAAAGGCUGUAUUCAGAUUAUUGAAUUAACAGUGGAGAUCUAGGACACAGGAAAAAACAAACAAAACAAAAAACCUUGCCUUGGGCCAUAGCGCAGAAAUGGACUCUGAAGGUGACAGGUGAUAGUCCUUUGUUGAUGACCAAAUUCUGAAGACUCAGCUUCCUUUAUUUAGAUCCUACAGCAGCAGCUUCUAUAAGGACUGUAAAAAACUCGUUACUUUUUAAAGCUAUGUCUGUGUAAUGAAGCUAUCGGAACUUUA
Messenger RNA from Kogia breviceps (pygmy sperm whale), 1176 nucleotides. RefSeq names its product cilia and flagella associated protein 161 (gene CFAP161). The record is from RefSeq and is a predicted model, not a curated record. Gene Ontology annotation, biological process: cilium assembly. NCBI's taxonomy places the organism in Eukaryota, Metazoa, Chordata, Mammalia, Artiodactyla, Physeteridae. Gene Ontology annotation, cellular component: motile cilium.